Messenger RNA from Diachasmimorpha longicaudata, 4034 nucleotides. Its product is annotated as oxysterol-binding protein-related protein 2. The transcript is spliced from 8 exons. The record is from RefSeq and is a predicted model, not a curated record. Gene Ontology annotation, molecular function: sterol binding. Lineage: Eukaryota; Metazoa; Arthropoda; Insecta; Hymenoptera; Braconidae. Bases 509 to 1825 code for a protein of 438 amino acids. Gene Ontology annotation, cellular component: perinuclear endoplasmic reticulum; cytosol; intracellular membrane-bounded organelle.
UCAAAGACCAAUCGGGGGAUGAAAACUCGUGCCAUCUAGUCCCAGAGAUUCUACUUGGACAGGGGUGAACAGUUACAGCUGAUCAGGGAAAUUAAUAUUCCAGACUUGUUGUUGUGAAGUGUCUCGGAGCUUGAGAAUUUAAAAAAACCGGAGAAAAAAAAUUUAUGGAGCCGUUUUUCUCGAUUAAGUGAUACGAGUCAGAGAGCGGGAUGACACGGUGAUAUUGCGAGAUAAAAGAUCUCUAUAAAUACAACUACCAUCCCCCCCUUCAAUUCCCUCCCCCUCCCCAGUCCCAAGACCAAUAAUUCCAGGAUAAUUCGGGUUAUGAGUUGUGGAAUAAUGAGGCUGCAGAGGUCAUGAGCACUGGCCGAAUGUUGGCGAUUGGGGUGAAACGUCAGAGUGGAAAGAAAACGGACAGAAAAUACUUUGGAAAGUGCUUGGGGGCUCGGUUCGGUUAUACAUCAGUCUGUUCAAGGACGUCUUGCUGCACAAUCAGAUAUAACGUACAAUGGCCAAUGAACAUUCUUCACACAGGACAUCGCUGCCAGUCCGUGGACAAUCUGAGGUGAAUCUCUGCUCGGUUUUGUCGCUGGGCAAGGAUCUCAGCAAGAUCACGAUGCCGGUGAACUUCAACGAACCGCUGUCCUUUCUCCAACGAGUUGCUGAGUACAUGGAGUAUGCCAAACUCCUCAAGUUGGCUGCUGCUGAACCCACCCCAGCUGGCAGGCUCCAGUACGUGGCUGCCUUUGCUGUGAGUGCUCUGGCGUCAAACUGGGAGAGACUUGGGAAACCUUUUAAUCCAUUACUCGGUGAAACUUACGAACUGGAACGGGAGGACUUCCGAAUAGUUUGUGAACAAGUCUCCCACCACCCGCCAGUGUCAGCCUUUCACGCUGAGGGUGAGGACUUUGUCUUCCACGGUAGUAUCCACCCAAAGCUCAAGUUCUGGGGUAAAAAUAUAGAGGUCCAUCCCAAGGGAAUCGUCACAGUGGAAUUACUCAAGUGGAAGGAGGCGUACACAUGGCAAAACGUCAACUGCAUACUCCACAAUGUACUGGUGGGACAAUUGUGGAUGGAACAAUUGGGGGCACUUGAGAUAAAACAGUGCGGUGGCGGCAAUCUCAAGGCAACUUUGUCAUUCAAGAGUGCUGGGUGGAAUGGAAAAGAUUUACAUCGGGUUGAGGGAUUCAUCACUGAUUCAGAGAGGAAACGUCUCGUCUUUCUUUACGGCAAAUGGACAGAGCGUUUACGCUCGUGUGAGCCAGCACUCUACGAGGACACCCUAGAGAGGAUAAAACGCGAGGCCAAGAGCCCCCAGGGUAGUCCGGGGCAUAAAAAGGUGCUGGCUAAGUUGAAUAGCCUCAAGAUCGGGGCUUUCAAACCGUCUCAUCAGGAUGCGAUCGAUGAGUCGAGUACUGACAGCGAGGAUUGUCUUCCGGUUGAUGAAAUCCCCGGAUCUCUGACCCUUUGGGAGGCGACUCCUCGACCUGCCAACAGUGCAGAUUAUUUCUCGUUUACUCAUUUUGCGAUGUCCCUCAACGAAAUGGACUCGAGUAUGGCGAAUACGCUCUGUCCAACGGAUUCACGUCUCAGGCCGGAUAUCAGGAAAUUGGAAAAUGGCGAUCAGGACGGAGCGGCCACAGAGAAAAUUCGACUCGAGGAGAAACAGAGGGACUCACGCAAAUCGAAAAAGCACAAAAAAGUACCGGAAAAUUUCCCGAGAUGGUUCCAAUCGGCAAUAAAUCCAUACACUGGACUGGAGGACUGGCUGUACAAAGGUGAGUAUUGGGACCGCAAUUACUCUGACAUCGAAGAUAUUUUUUAAGACCCGUAUUCACAGUGUUCGAUAAAUAAAUUAUCAACAUAAAUUGUUGACUGGAGUUCAUGUACCGUUAAGGUAUGAUCAAUGCGUUGAUUGGAACGAGAACAAUUGUGCAGAUUGUAAUGUGUGCAUGUUAAAAUUGUGAAUCGAAAAUUGUCAAAGAGGGGGAUGAACAUCAUGGAGUGGAGUAAUUGAAGGACAUGGGGGAGUACUCGAGCAUGUAAUCAGUUUUGAACCACUGAAAUGAUCUUAGAACUGUGGAGAUAACGAGCGCUGGGCUACUAAUGAAAGAGGCGGAAGCUUGGAAAGUUGGUAACAAAUGGGAGAAAAUAAAAUUAAGAGUCAACGUUUCACUAGGAUUCGUCCACGAAAAAUAUCUUAGCUAUCUUGAACACAGGAGUAGAGCCCUCAAGAGAAUUGAUGUCUAUAAUAAACACGUUCGGCAAGAACGAACCACAAAGAAUAAAAACUAUAAAAACAUUAAUACAACACCUGAUAACAAUGAAAAACUUGAAAUUAUCAUCGUAAAAAUUUACAAGUGGGAGAGUACAGAAUAAAACAUUGAAUAAUUAAUUAAUGACACGUGCGAAUAUAAUAUCAUAAAAAUUCUGUUGAUUUUUUAGAUUUUUCUUUUAUUUUCAGUACGUGAAAUAAAAUUAAUUGAUUAGUUCACCAUGAUACUGUUUGUCAAUUGUGUAGUUUCACUAAAAUGAGAGGGUUAAUUGAAUUAGGAAGAAUGGGAAACAACAGUAGAGACGAGAGGAAUAACAGAAGUACAAAAGUGAGAAAAGGAAACUGAAAAAUUCUAUUUUGAUCUUAUUGUACAUACGCCCAGUGAUCCAGAGGUGAAAUAAUCCCAAUCGCUGUGGAAUUUUCUCCUGUGAAUGUUCUCCUCGUGAGUAUUUAGAGAGUGGGUUGAAGAGUGAGUGGGGUCAACUGAAUUUUCAAUUUUGUCCAGUUGCGACGGAAUGAAAGACGCAUAAUUGCUCCUGCGCCCUAUUUUUAUAACAAUUAAUGUUCUACGUAUUUCGGGUGUACGUCUUUAGCGCAAGUCUGGAGGUGAGUGGACUGAAAUUAUCAGAUAUUGUUCUCACAAAAAUUUAAGACGUUAGGAUGAGAAGUUUAGGCACUGGGUUGUCCCAAACGAAUAAAAUUGAUUAAAUUAAAUUUUUGUUUGCAGCGUAUUUCGUUGGUAUCAUAAUUAUUAUUUGUUGAGAAGGGACAGAGACCUUUUAGCAGAUCCAACAAUUUGAUGGACUAGUGGUCGGGAUCAAUAUAUGGGGAGACGGAAGUUUAUCAUUUCUUGGGGGACUUUAUCACUUAAACACAAGUAUUUCGGGAUUUUUUAACUGCAAAUAUUGUUUUCCAAGUCUUCAUUUCAUUCACUACCAGUAUUAAGGCUUCCGCUCGACUGAAAUACUGUACAUAAAAAUAUUGAAAAAAAAAUUACUAGAAUGAAGAUCAACAAUCUCUUGUGACUGCAGAGAUGGGUCUGAUUUCUGUCAUUUAUUUUCCAGUCAAUAUAGGCUUGGAGUAAGUAGUGAAAUUAUCCUCCAUAAUCCAGAAAAAUUCGUGGCAUAACAGAUUAGAUGAAUAAAAAAUGCAAAUUAACCGAUUAAUCAGUAGUUGAAGGACCGCUUCCACUGUAAAAAUAAUGCUUCAGACCUCAGACUUCAAAGAAAACCUCUUGCAUUUGAUACUCUUUGUGCCAAUCGAGUGAUAUCCACAGUCGCAGCUUUCUUACGAUCACCAGAACAAAUAUCCAACCAAUGAAUUAAAAUAAUGUAAUAGGAGUAGUGUAAUUGUUUUGAGGUGAGUUAUUGUUGCGCUUUGAGAGAAAUUCAUGUUUUUUAGGCUCAGCCAAAGCAGAAGAAAUUUAUUCCCUGCGGAGAAAAUAAUACAAGGAGACAAAUGAUUAAUAAAAAUUGCGAAAAGCUUUGAACAAAACCGUGAUUGUGAGAGCCAAUUAAUUAACAGUGGCCCAAAAUUUUUAUUAAAUAUUUCUCUCCAUGUAUCAGUAUUUAUUUUUUUGUUAAAUGUGAUCGAUACAGCGCGAGUGUUAAUUUUGUUGAAAUAGCAAUCAUUGUUGUAAUGAAGUAAAAUGUUGAGAUUCUAUUUGUAAUUCUGUUGCCUAUAUGAAGUCAUUUUAGUUGUGUAUAGAAUUGAGUGAGAAUUUAGAAAUAAAUGUUAUUAUGAAAUAUAACUCGUCUCU